This is a messenger RNA of Periconia digitata, 1510 nucleotides long. The record is from the annotation of a GenBank genome assembly. Lineage: Eukaryota; Fungi; Ascomycota; Dothideomycetes; Pleosporales; Periconiaceae.
CUCGCAUGGGUGAACACCUCAUCCCUCCUAUCAUCGGUGGAUUAUCAGACUUCUUGUUGAUUUUGAAGGCAGUCUGGAACAUCUUUUUGAGUAGUCUUCAAGAUCUGCGUAUACGUUUAUUCAAAGACGGACAUAUUAGUCAGACCAUGAACUUCAAUUUUCGUUCAACCUGCUGCUGACGCCAUCAUCAUAUUUGUAGCUACACCACUACCAUAAGAUAAAGAACAAUCAAGAGGGAAGUUCUUCCAAUACAUAGCACCAUCUCUCCAGAUAUCAAAAAACCCUCGCAAUCAAAAUGAGCGACCCCCAGCAAUCCCCCUCCCCCAUCACCACCAACCCACCUCCUCUAAAAUCCUACCUCCCCUGGACAAAAACCCCUCUCAUAGUAAACGCCCCGAUGGCAGGCUUCGCAGGACCCUCCCUCGCAACAUCCGUGACGCUCUCCGGCGGCCUAGGCAUGAUCGGCGGCGUCUCCUCCGCGCCAGACAUAAAAUCCCACCUCCAACAAGCCGCACACAUUCUCCAAACGCACCAACCCUCCCCCCUCAAAUCCGAACAAGACCCUCUCCCCAUAGGAAUCGGCCUCCUCCUCUUCGCCCUCGACCUGUCCUCCAUCCUCCCCGUCCUCGCAGCCGCAAAACCAGCCGUAGCAUGGCUCUUCGCUGCCCCAGAGCUGCCCGCGUACGCGGAGUGGGCUGCCGCGAUCCGCGCCGUGUCCCCUGCUACGCGGAUCUGGAUCCAGGUAGGCGAUGUCGCGUCGGCGCUGACCGUCGCGCGCUCUGCGUCCCCGGACGCGUUGUGCAUCCAAGGCGCGGACGCCGGUGGGCACGGCUACGCGCGCGGCGCGGGGAUUAUCAGUUUCGUCCCUGAAGCCAGCGAUGCGCUCGGGGCUGCUGGGAAAGGGGGGAUCCCGCUCCUCGCGGCUGGGGGGAUUGUAGAUGGCCGCGGGGUAGCUGCUGCGCUGAGUUUAGGUGCGGCCGGGGUGGUUAUGGGGACGAGGUUUCUGGGGUCUAGCGAGGUUGCUGUGCAUCCUGCGUAUCGGGCUGCUGUGCUUGCUGCGAGGGAUGGUGGGAAGGCGACGGUGAGGUCGGUGGUGUUUGAUGAGCUUAGGGGGCCGAGUGUUUGGCCUGAGGGGUAUGAUGGGAGGAGUUUGGCCGUGAGAAGUUAUGUGGAUUUUGUGGAGGGGGUUGGGAUUGAGGAGGUUAGGAGGUUGUUUGGGGAGGCUGUCGAGGGCGAGGAUAAGGGGUUUGGGGUUGGGUUGGAAGGUAGGGCUGCUAUUUGGGCGGGGACGGGCGUGGGGUUGGUUAAUGAGGUUGAGGGGGCGGGAGAGAUCUUGGAGAGGAUUAGGGAGGAGGCGAGGGGGAUUUUAGGAAGGUUGAGUGCGUUGUGAGAAUGAUAGAGGGAUAGAGAAUAUUUGAAUGGUGGGAACUAUCAACGUGAUGUGGUUUAUUUGAUGAUAAGGUCUAUUGUCAUGCAGAUUAUACUCUAUUCUAACUAUACUGAUCAUCUC